UAUUUUGUUGUUUAGUGUAGACUUCUUGUUCUUUGUUUAUUUUGAGGUAAUACCACAAUUAAUUCAAGUCCAAUGCACGGACCGUCAUGAAUGCCACCUAUCGGAACUAUCGCAAUUAUAAGAUAGCCCGCAGAAAGUUUUCCAUCAAGACCUAUCUGUUCUUGUUACUCUGGCUUAUACUAGCAUUGAUACAAUGGGUCCUAAUCAACAUGCUUGAACCUGCAAGAAACACAUUUAAGGAUUAUUAUUAUAUAUGCUUUGUCACAUUUUUUCUGGCGAUCUUACUCUUCGCCAUCUUUAUAUUCUUUGAGAAGCUGCGCUUUAUCAAUGGAGUCAACAUUAUUGUCGCCUUUCUCAUUGUUGAGCUGCAAGUAAUAUCCUUAUUCGCUUUGGUAGCUCAAGUUUAUCUGGCAGAUCUAUUAAUUUUUUUUGGAAUAUGUGCACUCCUGAUGGUGAUCGUUCUGAUAAUUGGUUCUAUACUUCCAAGAAACAUUGAUCUCACUUUGGAUGUUGCAGUCUUAUUCAUUCUGGGCUUCAUUUUUCUGAUAAUCGCUAUAUUUCUUCUCAUGGUCCAGUUUGUGCUACCCGCUACUUCAACAAGUGCAUAUAUCUUGUUCGAACUCUUUAUUACAACAAUGAUUCUAUUUUUCGUCAUGUACCAUGCUCAGACCAUCCAUGGGAGUCGAUUUGCUGAGAUGCGGCUGAAUGACGCCUUGUUGGGAUCUUUAAUUCUCUUCCAUGAUUUUCUUAUCAUUUAUUGGUUGACAUUUUACUGGCAAUUCUCCUUUCAGACAUUCCAAAAUUUGAUAGCACACACAACGAAUGAUGACACGUCUAUAGAAGACAAUGACGGAGAAUUUCAUCAUGUUAUUGAUGAUGAUGAUGAUAAUGAUGGUUCUGAAGAUGGAGUAACAAUUAAACGUGUUGAUUAUGAUGAAGUACCUGAAGGCUCUGGUGAUGCAACACCUGAAAGUUCUGAUGUUGCAACAUAGAUGAUUCGGAUGAUGCAACAACGGAAUAGUCUGGUGAUGGAUUAACGGAAAAUUCUCGUGACACAAAAGAAAGUUGAACCAGAAAUGAACCACCAGAAGAAAGUGAAGACGAAGCUGCUAAUUCCAUUCCAAAUCAAAAAUACUAG
This is a messenger RNA of Drosophila innubila, 1138 nucleotides long. RefSeq lists its product as uncharacterized. The coding region runs from base 87 to 992 and encodes 301 amino acids. The record is from RefSeq and is a predicted model, not a curated record. The transcript has 5 exons. Lineage: Eukaryota; Metazoa; Arthropoda; Insecta; Diptera; Drosophilidae.